Messenger RNA from Dreissena polymorpha, 4381 nucleotides. Its product is annotated as zinc finger protein 271-like. The transcript is spliced from 6 exons. Lineage: Eukaryota; Metazoa; Mollusca; Bivalvia; Myida; Dreissenidae. Bases 130 to 2772 code for a protein of 880 amino acids. The record is from RefSeq and is a predicted model, not a curated record.
GGACAAAUACGCAAAGCAUUUCGGGUACCAGGAAACCCUAAUGGACGCCAUUGGGAAAUGAAAUAAUAAACAUUAUUGCAAACGAGUUUAAGUAUCUGUUCCUUUACAGAUUGUACAGAAUUUUGUAAAAUGAGUGGGACAACAGCGAGUGAGAUUGUAGUCCAUUCUCAGCCCGAUGUUGAGGCGCUGGUACAAGCAGCAGUGAGUGUUCUCACCAAUGAUAUGCAGAUUGCCCACCAAGAUGGCAGCAGUCUUUCCAAUCUGCACGUGACUUCUGCGGACCAUAACACGGUUCAGCUACUGGUGGACGCAAACACGGGCAUUCAGGAGCGUCUGUACAUGUGCACGGACUGCAACCUCGCCUUCUACGGGGAGCACGGCGAACAGGAGUGGCACUGGCACCUCAGGCAACACAAGGCGUUCAAGUGUGAACUCUGCUCCGAGGGCUUUGGGGACAAAGACUCAUUGAAGGCCCACAUCCGAACCCAUUCAAUGCAGAUGCCUUAUGUUUGUGAGAAAUGUGGCUCAGCAUACAGUCUCAAGUCUAACCUCACCCAGCACAUGAAAACCCACGAGGAGGUCGUGUAUUCGUGCACAGAUUGCUCCAUCACCUUCAAGUCCGAGGCCAGUUUCCAGAAGCACAUGCGCUGCCACUCCGGUGAGCCCUUCAGCAUUUUCCAAUGUGAGGUAUGCAAUAAGACAUUCGCUCACCAGAAGAACCUAGUUCAGCACCAGAAGAUACACCAGAAUCGAGGGCGACAGUUCAAGUGUCCUGAAUGUCCCGCUUCCUACAGCUACAAGUGUCACCUCACCAGGCAUCUUAUGAUUCACACUGGAGACAAGCCUUACAAAUGUAAGUUCUGUGGUAAGGCCUUCAACAGGAAUGCCCACUUGGUAAGACACAGAAAAAUUCAUCUUGAAGGAGAAAAAGAAUUCAAAUGUCACCAGUGUGGCUUUGCAUUCUACGAAAAAAGUGACCUCCAAAGACAUAUAAGAUCACAUGAGGGAAAUCGUCCGUAUAAAUGUGAUUUCUGCCCUCAAACGUUUGUCUGGAAAAGGUAUUUGUACAAACAUCUCAUUUCACUCCAUAAGGAAGAAGGGAAAGUGUUUUGUCAGAAAUGUUGCAUUGCUUUUGACUCGAACGAGGAGUUAGCUCAGCAUGAAGCGUCCCACGACAAGAAGGCCUUGACGCAUUCCUGCAGCGUAUGUGGAGAGGAGUUUCACUUCAAGUAUCGACUGGAUGAGCACAUGUACCAGCAUACAGGUGAGAAGGCUCAUGCCUGUGACCAGUGUACAGAGAGGUUUGUGAGCCGCAAGGAGCUAGAUCGACACAAGACUGUGCAUGCCCAAGCCUUGCACUUCAGCUGUAACACGUGUGAGAAGACAUUCACAGCCUUGAAUGAGCUGCAGGACCAUUUGAAGCUGCAUAUCGGGUCACAUAACAAGUACAGUUGCGCGAUUUGUUCGCAGACGUUCCGUUGGAAGAGUCAGCUCACCAACCACAUGGUCGUCCACUCUAAUGACCACGACUUCACCUGCAGCAUCUGCUACAAGGAGUUCAAGAGAAAGCGUGAUCUAAUCCGACAUGUUAAAGUGUUUCAUGAUACCAAGCCGCCAUUUAAAUGCUUAGAAUGCAAGACAGACUUUCACAGUGCCAUUAACUUGCACAGACACAAGUCCGAAACGCAUUGGAAGAAAGCUGAUGAGAUUGAUUCUUUGUUUUCUUGCUCAAAGUGCUCUGGGAUGUUCCGCAUGAAGAAAGAUUUAGAUCAUCAUGUUAAUAAAGUUCAUCCUUUCCGACCUUACAUCUGCAAACUGUGUUCAAAACGCUUCACCCUCCAAAAGUUCUUGAUCACACACUUUGAACAAAAGCAUCCUGAAGAGGUGAUGAUAGAGGACCUUAACUAUAUGAUUAGGCAGCCAAAGGAACAAGCACCAGCUGAGCAAGCCACUAAUAACAUGGACACAUUUGCCAACUGUAAUGUAGCCGAAGACAACGAAAUGGAUGCUAAACAAAACACUGAAGAAAUAUCAAACGAAAUGGACAACACUGAAGGUGAUUUCCAUGAAAUUCAUAUUGUUUCUGAGAAUGGAUCAGAAAGAGAGCGAAGCACACAGACGGAGAAGGCGGAUGAAGACGACUCAUUAGUCUUGGACUCUGACCAGCCAAUGUCAGAGGCUAUUACACUGGCCCAGCUCUCCCAACAAGUCCCUGAUGAAGGCAUCUUCCCCAUCUUUUUGCAAGAAAACCUUGCCUCAAAUGAAGAAACAGGAACCGAACAACAUCACCCAGUUCAGCAGAUCAGCUUGCAAAAUGGAUCCCAUUUGGUGACCGGCAACAUCCGCAGCCAGUCCACACGUCAGCCCCAGAUAUUCACCAUUCCAGCGCAUCAAGUUCUCAGUCUGGAGGGCAGCUCGCUUAUGGCCAAACCCCCCGUCAUCACCCAGGUCCCAAUUACUGUACAUCAACAUCAGCCUGCAAGGCCAGGCCAGGCCCCCCAGAUACGAGUCAUCAGGCAGCAGGUUCAGAGAUCACCAGAGACUGGGCAACCCAGGCAACCAACAAUUCGUUCCAUUAAGAUCAUACCACGGUAUCCGAAUGACCCCAAUGUGUUGAGGAUGGUAUCUGUUGCUUCAAGUCCUCCAAUCAUAAUAGAGAAUCGCAGUUUGUUGCAGUCGGCUGGGAGUCAGCCAACAACUGUUGUGUCAUCAGAGACGCUACAGGUCAUGAAUGUCAAUGAUGUAGAGCUAAUUCCCUGUGAAAAUGUGUGAUUAACCAGAACUUUUAGACCAUGUUUUUUUGGUUUGUUUGGUAAUUUGUCAUUUGAUCAUUAAAGUUGCACGUAUAUUAUGAUAUUUUAUUGUUUUGAAAAAGAAUCUAUUUGUGAAAUACUUAUAGCUGUUAAUUAUAAAAAGAAGUUUACAGCAUCAAAGCUAACCAAAGACUUGGAAAUGUUUUAAAUUCUCUUUCAGGAAACUUUUGUGUGGAUUUUCAUGAAACUGGGAUAAAAAGUUAUAUCACUAAGAUUGUGGUACAAAAUGUUACUCUUAAAGAUUUAAAAGCUCCAUAUUUUUGUGUCAGCUUCAUAUCUGCUUUGAAGGAUUCUUAUAACACUUAUAAACAUAAUCACACUAGACCGUUGACGGUUAAAACUAUUUCGUAAGGUCGAUUUGUGGCCUUUAGACGACCUUGAUAAGAAUAGUAAUGGUCAUGCAACAAUAGAAUGUUUAUUAUUUAGUGAAUGUAUUCAAAAAUGUGUUAACUAACUGCUAACUUAUUAGUAUUUACUAAAAAGUUACUCUAAAAUGACCAAAUUAUAUAGCAGAAAAUGAAUAUAUGGUUAUGAUUUCAAAUUGAAAGUGUGUACUGGUUUGGUAAGGACUAGUUACAACAAACUUAGGAGAAUUACACUCAUUACUUCUUGUUCAUAUGAGAUGUAUAUGGCAAUGUGUAUGUUGAGCCUUGGUGUUUGAUAUACAUGUACAUCUGCUUGCAUUCUUAAAUCUAAUAUUAUUUAAGUUUUGUAUAUACACAAAUAUUUAAUGAACAUUUAUUUGAAGUAUAUUAUCAUUUCCUACAUGUGUGGUCUUGUUAGGUUUUGGCGAUGAAUCUUUAUGUUAAAUACAUACAAAUGUUUAUGUUAAAUAAAAUGUAUUGAGAAACGCUGGAUAUUGAGCAAUUUUACUCAUGGAUAUUCAUGUGUUCUCUUAAUACUAUACACAGUUUAAGAUGUAAAGUAAUAUUGUAUGAAAUUAGGGGCAUGUGGAAACGCAUUGAUAUGUCGGAUCCAAAUGCCAGUUAAUAUAAUAAAAUGGUCAAUCAGAGACUUUCAACUGUUGAAAACAUGCAAACACGUAUUAAUAUGGAAGCUUUAGAGUUCAGUUGGGUUGGAAAAACUAUUAACAUCCUAUCAAAUAUGUUCCUUAUGAUAGUUCUCUCUUUGUUGAUAAUUUAAUGCUGUUUGUGUUAAAACAUUGUUUCCUAAAAUUGUGUCCAGAUUCAGCUGAAAAGUCUUUUACUGGAAAUAAUUUAUACUGGCAAAAACUAUAUCUGAAACUGCACUUUUACAUCUCAAAAGACAUUAUUUGUGCGGAUGGAACCAAAAGGGAGCUGGAAUAAGUACCCAUAUAUUUAAGUUUGCUACACAUUCUUUCUUUAACUAUUAUAUUUAAAUGUGUUUUUUUUAAUUAAAUUUGGCUAUUUUGGGUAGGCUUGUAAGGGCCCAUUCUUGUCCAUUUUUAAAGGCAAUUUAGUGCAUGUAUAUUCUUUGUUAAUAUGAGAAAUGACACAUUUUUCGUAUAGUUAGUUGAGAAUGAAAGAUUGUUGGUUUAUGUUAAUGAAUUUGAAAUAAAAUGUUAAUAAAAACAUCUUAUAACUUAA